Molecule: messenger RNA, 2589 nt
Organism: Oncorhynchus tshawytscha (Chinook salmon)
Lineage: Eukaryota; Metazoa; Chordata; Actinopteri; Salmoniformes; Salmonidae
Gene: pus10
Product: pseudouridine synthase 10
Exons: 18
Coding region: 330-1949 (539 amino acids)
Biological process (GO): tRNA pseudouridine synthesis
Molecular function (GO): RNA binding; pseudouridine synthase activity
Source: RefSeq, a predicted model, not a curated record
UAUUUUUUGGGGGGUACAUUUUAACGAAUUAAUAUGUAUAUACAGUCAUGUAAAUGUACUGGUAGAGAUAUUGUAUACAAUUAAGGGACUUGUGGUGUUGAUCAAAAUGAUUAAAUCCAUCCUCAUCAACAGAUGAAUCUAUCUAAUUUGACUAGUUGUGUCUACCUCUGAUGAAGUCUUGUUCCUGUAACGUUAGCUGCAUGCUGAGAAACCAAAUGACUGAACCACAGAAUUUUCUAAACUAUCUUUGACUGAACUGUGUUCUCGUUCUACAUAAACAUUUGAUUGUCUUGCAAAUGCUGUAAUUAAUUUGCCAUUCAAGCAGUAUUAUGUUGCCCUUGAAGGAGAAAGAUAGACCAAUAGUGAAGAAGCUGCUGGAAGCAGGAUGCUGCGCCCGCUGUGUCCUGAGGUUCUGCUGCUUGGGUGUGCAGUCGGCCUACCGCCAGUCUUAUGAGGAUACAGCAAGGGAACUUUGUGCUUUUGUCAGUGAUUCAGAGAAUAACGAAUCCCAAGAUGCAGCCGUGCUGGAGCAGCACAAAGAAGACCCCCCUAGUAAAAAAAUGAAGAUGGAUGCCGCAAAGACGGACGUCCACUCAGAAGGCGACUCUGCUGUGGUUGCCACGGUGAUGGAGGAAGGCGACGCCGAGCCAGCGGACUCGGACGUGUGUGUGGUGUGCCUGGGAGUUUUACAGCAGUUCUGUGAUGAAGCCUAUGCCAUAAAGAUAUCGGAGGUGGUGAAGGCCAAAAACUACCAGUUUGACACAAUGGUACUGUCCGUCUCCCUACCGGCCCAGCUGUCUGUCAGAGAGCACUCUUGUUGGCUGCAUGUAAAGAAGGAAGUGAGGGAGAAGUCUAUGUGCCUCGAUAUGGAUGAUGUCAUCCAGGUGAAGGAGGCUUUCAAGUGGACCAUGCAGGGUCUGGUGUCCAAAGAGCUGGGGGGCAUACCUGUGGUGACCAAGAUCAAUCGACAAACUGAACAGUUUGAGGUGGGCGUGGGGUUUACACACCCAGAGACAGACUCAGACUGCCACUUCCUGGCUGGCAUCUGUUCAGACUGCUUCAGACCAACUAAGAACAAACAGAAUGUCUUCACUAGAAUGGCCGUGGUCAAAGCCCUCGAGAAGGUUUCUGAUGAGAAGUUUCUAAAAAAGUUCCCAUGUCCCCCUACAAGGCCAGCGAGCAAAUGCAUCGCUCAAGAUGUCCAGUGUCUUCACGUUUCUGUAUUUGUGGCGGGGAGGUACAACAAGUUCUCCCGCACCCUGCCCCAGACCCCCUGGGUGAUUGACGGAGAGAGGAGGAUGGAGUCCUCGGUGGAGGAGCUAAUCGCUGCCCCCCUCCUCUCCUCUUUCCGGGCCGAGGGGUUUAAUUUCUCCUCCUCAGGAAGGGAGGACGUGGAUGUGCGGACACUUGGAAAUGGUCGUCCGUUUGCACUGGAGCUGCUAAAUCCUCACAGAGCCAGGUUCAAUAAGGCAGAAGUCCGACAGCUGCAGGAGACCAUCAACCAGUCCUCUGACAAAAUCCGAGUACGAGAUCUACAGAUCGUAAGCAGAGAUGCUAUGGGCCACAUGAAGGAGGGUGAGGAGGACAAGACCAAGUCGUACACCGCCCUCAUAUGGACCCAGAAAGCCAUCAACAAAGACGACAUCACGUUCUUAGAGGAAACCAAAGAGUUGAAGCUAGCUCAGAAGACGCCACUAAGAGUGUUGCAUCGCAGGCCGCUGGCCGUCAGAGAGCGCGUCAUCCACACCAUGAGUACAUGCUUCCUGGACGCGCAUCACUUCCACCUGAAGCUGCGCACGCAGGCAGGGACUUACAUCAAGGAGUUUGUCCACGGAGACUUUGGUCGCACCAAACCCAAUCUGUGUGAUCUGCUGAAGACUGAGACUGAUAUCCUAGAGCUGGACGUUGAGUCUGUAGAUGUGGACUGGCCACCCUCCAUCCCGGAGUGAGCCUCGUCUCACUGAUGCUGUUGGGGAUGCCAAAAGGAGCCCUAGUUCUGAUGGGCCAUACCUUCACCAAUUGGACCCCCACCAACUCUGUUUAGCUCAGUUCCACUGAUCUCUAGAUGAUAUGGAUAGUGUCAAUAUAUUUGUUUGUUUUUCUUGAGGUCAAUACAGAUGAUUUUGAAAUGACUGAAUCUGUGCAGCACGUGCACUAAGCUGAGGCCUUGAACUGAUCUUAGAUAUACAUGUCUUUGAGAGGCAUAGCAGGGACUGGGUGUGAAUGGCACUGCUGAUGGAUAGAACUACAAUCCAAGUUAAUUGCACCCUGGUGUCCCAAGUCUGAAUUAGUCCCUUAUUAGGAGAGGAUGAAAAGCAGAAGUGUUUCAGCCCUCCAGGACAGACAUUGAACAGCCCUUUUAUAGAGCAUCGCAGUAGUAUAUGGUCAGUAUUUUGUGUUUAUUUUCCUCAGUUGAUUUACAGAGGUUUUUGUUCAGCCUUAAAAUCUAUUGUUUACCCAUGGAUUGUCCCAUAGGCAAAAGUAAUGCUAUACUUUUUUGUAUGAAUGAAAAUAUUUGAUUGUGAUGUCUUCCAUCAGCAUAAUGUUCCCCAUUGUACAUCCCAUCCAAAUAAAGACCUGGGUUAUGUU